Messenger RNA from Seminavis robusta, 990 nucleotides. Lineage: Eukaryota; Bacillariophyta; Bacillariophyceae; Naviculales; Naviculaceae. The record is from the annotation of a GenBank genome assembly.
CAACAAUUGCUUAGUUGACCAAAGAAUUGCUCCACCAUGGCCAAUGCUGGAGCAGCCUUUGGGUUGGAGGACGUGCCGGAUUUGCCUGAAGCACCCACGGAACAGCCCAAGUACAACCGGGAUUACCAUCGUCUCUUCGUCAAAUUCAUGAGCUGGCUGCACAAGAGGACAUACACCAAGGCGGCUCGCUUCCAACCUAGUGCUUUGGCCGGCAUCCAACCACACCACGUUGCCGACUACUUGAAAUGCGUGCACAAGAAGGCUAUAUCCUUCUACAUGCCCAUCAAAGGUGCCACGUGGAAUGGAACCUCCGGCAAUCCAACCAAGUCCGAUCCUUUGAACGAAGUGGUCAAGGAAGUCAAGAAAGCGGAGAACUCAACACCGCGGCAAGAGUCCUGUGCCACCAGGGAUUUGACGGAAACUGAGUAUCGCAAGGUGGUCCAUGAACUCUACGGCAAAGGGAGCUUUGAAUCGACUAUCUGUACAGCCUGCAUGUUGAAGCAGCAAGUCCAUCUCAUCACCAGGACGGACGACAUCUCCCAAGUUGAAGUAUUCCGACUACAAGCCGCAUCCAGACUUCCUUUUCGCGCUCAGUUGCAAGGUGCAUUGGCCAAGAAUAUUUCGGAAGAACGACAAUCCCUGACCAAAUCAUUCUUGGGUCGAUGGAUACGACUUUUGUGCUAUGCUCGGAUAUGGCGAAUUACAUGGAGGCGUCCUUCAACUACGGGUAUGGCGCCGCUGGUCGGGAAGAUGCAUUCCUCUUUACUCCCGAAAGCGAUCCUAAGUUGGCUCCCAAGCACUGCAACGCAGCCACCGCAACAUUCUCAAGGCUGUCUUUUUGUCGGCUCCAUUUUCUGGCUGUGGCGCUCCUCAUUGCUGGUGUUCUUGGGAGUCACAGCAUUCGGAAGUUUGCUGCAACUCUGGCAAGAGGAAUGGGUGCUACUGCUGACGAAGUUGACAUUCGAGGUGCUGGAAGGCUCGCUUGUCUGA